Knipowitschia caucasica is the source of this 903-nucleotide messenger RNA. The record is from the annotation of a GenBank genome assembly. Lineage: Eukaryota; Metazoa; Chordata; Actinopteri; Gobiiformes; Gobiidae.
AUGUCAAAAGCAACAGCCACAAAAACGUGCGAACUCUUCACCCGUGGACGCAAAGCGAACAAGAAAACGACUAACCUCCAGGAUACCACGGAGACUGAAGCUAAGGCUACUGAGGCUACUGAGGAUAACACUGAUGCUAGCAUGGCUAACAUCGGAGAGGUGCUAUCCGAGAUCAAAUCUAUGCGUUCCGACUUCAGGGGAAGGCUCGACUGUAUAGAUCAAAGUCUGGGCAACAUGUCUUCCACCCUCACGGCAUUGGAGAAUGGACUAACACAGACAAAGCAGGAUGUUACGGCAAAUACGACUCGCAUUGCCGAAGCUGAGGCCCGCAUAGCCGCAGCCGAAGCUAAACAAGACGAGGCCGACACAACUCUGCAACUAGCGGGUAAACGCAUUGCUUUUCUUGAGACCAAAAUAGAAGACCUGGAAAAUCGUGGGAGGCGUAAAAACCUCCGUGUGUUUGGAAUCUGCGAAGGGAUAGAAGGGGGAAGGCCAUUAAUCGAUUACAUGACGGACAUGCUACCGAAAUGGCUAGGCCUCACUUCACGUACAUUUGUUUUGGAGCGAGUCCACCGCACACUAGCAACGGCAAGACCGGGCCAGAACAGAGCCGUACUGAUCCGGUUUUUAAGCUUCCAGGACAAAGAAUAUGUAUACAGAGAAGCAAGAAAGCAACAGCUAACCCACGAGGGGCAGAAGAUCACGUUUGCACAGGAUUUUUCAGCUGAAACAGCCCGGAUCAGAAAGAGUUUCCACCCGCUCAUCAAAGACUUCAUUGACAUUAACGCAUUCCGUGGGUUUCAAUACAACCCAUGCAGGCUCAGAAUCCUCCACGGCGGAAAGAUCCACCUCUUCUCUGGCCCAAAAGAAGCAGAGGAUUUCUACAUACAAGUCAACAAGUGA